Fundulus heteroclitus (mummichog) is the source of this 3571-nucleotide messenger RNA. RefSeq names its product ANTXR cell adhesion molecule 1a (gene antxr1a). NCBI's taxonomy places the organism in Eukaryota, Metazoa, Chordata, Actinopteri, Cyprinodontiformes, Fundulidae. Gene Ontology annotation, molecular function: signaling receptor activity. Gene Ontology annotation, cellular component: membrane. The record is from RefSeq and is a predicted model, not a curated record.
GAUCACAUGUAGUUGGAGGAGCUUCUCUCAUCCAUGUGCCUGCUGGUUUGAACCUGGGGAUGAGAGGGAGCCCCCACAGCACCUCUGCUUUAUCUCCCUCCUCCUCUUCAAACUGUGAGCAACACACAUAGUUCUCAACUCGGAUUACUGCUGUUUGCAGCAUUUGAAACCCUCCAUGGAGUAUUGACGGGGCAACUGGCACCUAGGAUUCCUCCUUGGAUAUUUUUUUUUUUUUUUUUUUUUUUUGGUCCGAGUGGUUUGAGAUCUUCUGUGCGUGGGAAUGAUGUCUCUGUGCUGGAGCAGAAGCAUCUGGUUUCCAGUGGUGUUUUGUGGCGUGCUGGUCCUCCUCACCGCUGUAGAUGCUGGACCAAACCAGGACAGGAGACAGACUCAGCAGUCUCCAUGCUUUGGAGGCUUUGAUCUCUACUUUGUUCUGGACAAAUCUGGAAGUGUGCAGAACCACUGGAAUGAAAUCUACUACUUUGUUGAACAUCUGGCACACAAAUUCAUAAGCCCACAGCUGCGGAUGUCCUUCAUCGUGUUCUCCACCAACGGACAGAUCUUGAUGAGACUGACAGAAGACAGGGAACGUAUCCAUAAAGGUCUGGAGGAGCUCUAUGCAGUUCAGCCAGGAGGAGACACUUUCAUGCACGAGGGCAUCCAGCGGGCUAGUGAGCAGAUUUACUAUGGAAACAUAGAAGGUUACUGCACUGCCAGCGUCAUAAUAGCUCUGACAGACGGAGAGCUGCAUGAGGACUAUCUCUUCUAUGCAGAGAGGGAGGCAAACCGCUCCAGAAGUCUGGGUGCCACGGUUUACUGCGUUGGAGUCAAGGACUUCAAUGAGACACAGUUGGCGAAGAUCGCUGACAGCAAAGACCACGUCUUCCCUGUGAAUGGUGGAUUUGAGGCUUUGCAAGGAGUCAUAGAUUCGAUUCUGAAGAAGUCCUGCAUUGAGAUCCUGGCAGCAGAGCCAUCCAGCAUAUGUGCAGGAGAGUCAUUCCAGGUUGUGGUGACAGGAAAUGGGUUCCUCCAUGCCAGAAACGUCGACAAAGUUUUGUGCAGCUUCCGGAUCAAUGACACUAUGACCAAGAUGAUGAAGCCCCUGACCGUAGAGGACACAUAUCUCCUUUGCCCCGCCCCUGUCCUACAGGAAGAGGGGAUGGCAGCGAACCUGGAUGUCAGUAUGAACGAGGGGCUCAGCUUUAUCUCCAGUUCAGUCACCAUUACCACUGUGAAAUGUUCUGACGGGACCCUCCUGGCCAUAGCUCUGCUUAUCCUCAUGCUACUUCUGAUUUUGGCUCUCCUCUGGUGGUUCUGGCCUCUCUGCUGCACUGUGAUCAUCCACGAACCGCCACCACCCCCUGUGGAGGAAAGCUCGGAUGAUGAGGACUUUGAAACCCCUAAGAAAAAAUGGCCGACAGUAGAUGCCUCCUACUAUGGAGGAAGAGGAGUGGGGGGGAUCAAACGGAUGGAGGUUCGCUGGGGGGAAAAAGGCUCCACAGAAGAAGGCGCAAAGCUGGAGAAAGCCAAAAAUGCCAAAGUGAAGAUGCCCGACCAGGAGUACGAGCCGCCGACCACUCGGGUUCUCAACAACGGCAUGAGGAAACCUCCGGCGCCACGCACGAUGUAUGAACUUCACCCGCAUAAAGUCACCGCCUCCUCGCUACCCCCACUUGAACUACCACCCUUCACCCAUCUGCAACCCUCCCAACAGAAGUCCUCCUCCACCCCAGGGCUCCCUGCCCCCGACUCCUGGCAGCCCUCAGUCCUUUUCUUUCUCCAUGCCUCCAUCACCUCCUUCACCGCCUCCUCCUGUCAUCCCCACUCCCUCGCCACCCCUCACCCCUCCCCCUUACACGCCGCCUCCCAACCGAGCUCUUCCUCCUUCCACCACCUACAUACCUGCUCCACCAGUGUCCCCACCCACCCCUCCACCCUGUGCCCCUCCAGCUGGCCCACUGCCGCCGCCUCCUCCACAAGCACCGCCCCCUGGGCGAGCCCCCCCACCGGCCCGUCCACCGCCCCGUCCUAGCCUGUAGAGCAGUGGCAGCAGACAGGAGAGAUGCAAAACGUAAGGCGACCAGUGGUCAACUGGCAGGGAUGUCAUUUGUGCUUGGAAGCAAGGACAUGUGAGUGUCUCCUGCCCUAUGGAGAGAGGCCAGAAGGACUUCUGUCCAGCUAAUUGUCUACAGUGACUUUUGUACACACUUAGCAGAACACUGCAACUACUUAAGAUGCUUGAAUUACACUCUAUAGACAGCUCACACAAAUGAAAUCAUGCAGACCGGGUCCAGAACAUUUGUGCAGAUGAUGCUCAGAGGUGCCACAGAACCCACUGACCCCUCCAUGCGGACAUAAUUUUGGAUGAAUCCUAAGGAGCUUGGACUAAAGUUCCUGCAUGUACUGGUCAUGACAUUAAAAUGCACGCCUGUCAGUUGUAAUAUUUCUGACGAAAGAUGAAACUCGGGCUUCAAAUGUUUUUGGCUUCCAGCAGACUUUUUUUUAAAGUUUCAGCAGCUGCAUGCAAAAGAAGGUUUCUGUGAGCUUUGUGGUUUUAGUUUUUUAUAAAGUUUUCAAUUAUGUUUUUUUUUUUAGAUGUUUAUCUUACAUUUUUCUAGCCUUUCUUUCUUUUUUUCCCCCUUUCUUUUUUACAAAAACUGAACAAAGGAGAAACAAGAAAUGCUUUGUUAUCCAUUUUUACUCAAGGACAGACACAUGAUGCACAACCACAUUCUUGUAUAUUUACCACUGGGGUUCAGUAUCAUUGUUUGGAAGCUGAAGACAACAGCUGCUGUAGCUGUAAAAGUAGAAUACUUGCUUGAUAUAGAAACAUGUCAGCAGACGGGUCCAUUCUCUGCAGGUUUUUCUAUUCGAAAUGUGCCAAAUAUUGACAGUGAUGGACAGGUCUGGAUUUCAGUCUGGACCUGAGGAAUGAGGAAGCAUACGAUUUGGCAGUGGCUUGCUAAAAUAAGCAAAGAUGGGGGUGGGGGGCAUAUCCUGCUCCAAAACUGGUUUAUAUUGUUCAACACCAACAGCACCUUAGCAGAUAGUUCAUGUGUUGUGCACUAUUAAAUCCCUAAACCAUCUUGUUUUUUUCAUCAGGGACAUGGUAAGCUCAUAUUUGUGACAUUAAGCUGUGCUCACUUGUAGUGUGAAGUUUGUGGAGACACCAGCUCCAAUGUUCUCACAGAUUUCUUUUUUUUUUUUUGUCUCAUCUCUUAUCACCUGAAAUCUUAAAAUUGAAUUGUCUAAACGUCGUAAAAUUCCCCAGUUUGUUCAGCUAAUGUGUAUUUUAAAAAAAGGGCCUGUUUAAACUAGUAAAUGGUUAAACACAUCUCUACAUUAUCGUCUCAAAGUGUCUUGGGGAAAGUUUUGGAUCCUACACCCAGCAUGGUUGCUGGCCUACUUAAUUGGAGCGCCUUGCAAAGUUUACAUACCCCAUGAACUUUAUUCACUUGGUAACAUUGGAGUCACAGUUUACAGUGUAUUGUAUCUGGAUUUCAUGUGAUAGACCAACACAAAAAAAGGCUAAUAAAUGGUUUCCAGAUUUUUAUAAUUACAUAUCUUAAAA